GGAUCUGCAGCUCAGUGAGAUGAAAGGGAUAAAGCGGAACCCGCUGGCACUGGGGAAAGCUUCCAACACACAAUCCACAACACAGCUUGGGAACUCAAAAAAGCUACAGAUCCAGCCACUCAACUGCAAGCAUGUCAGAAUCAUGUGCAUUCUCCCAGCACAAGAAAGGAAAAGGGGGAAAGAAACCAGUGAUCGAUUUUUAACAAAAGAACUGGAGUACUGAAAGGCAGAAUUUAGCAGCACAGCUACCUGCUGGAAAGAAAAAAAAAAAAAGAAGAAAAAAAAAAAGAGUUCUUUUUCCUCUCCAAAGCACUGCCUUUGAUGAGGUAAAGGCAUUUAAUACAGAAGCUCUGGCAGUGUGAAAUUAAGUUGCAGAAAGCUUGGGCACUGGAAGACUUCAUCAUAAAACAGAUUUAGUUGUAAGAAAUGGAACCUAAAGGAUUUCAAGGAGAAGACAAAUUGAAGAUGCUUAUAAUCUUACUAGCAUAUUUGCUAAGUAGGGUAAUUUGUGAGACUGGAGACUGCAGAGAACAAGAAUUUAGAGACCAUACUGGGAACUGUAUUCUCUGCAAACAGUGUGGACCAGGAAUGGAACUCUCAAAGGAAUGCGGCUUUGGAUAUGGGGAGGAUGCACAGUGCAUGACUUGCAGGCCAAACAGAUUCAAGGAAGACUGGGGCUUUCAGAAGUGCAAGCCUUGUCUGGAUUGUGCACUAGUUAACCGUUUUCAGAAGGCCAACUGUUCUGCCACCAGCAAUGCACUAUGUGGAGACUGUUUACCAAGUUUUUAUAGGAAGACCAAGCUUGGAGGCUUUCAAGACAUGGAGUGUGUUCCCUGUGGUGAUCCUCCUCCUCCCUAUGAGCCCCACUGUACCACCAAAGUAAACCUUGUGAAGAUCCCAUCAACUGCUUCCAGUCCUCGAGACACUGCUCUAGCAGCUGUUAUAUGCAGUGCACUUGCAACAGUGCUCUUGGCUCUUCUUAUUCUUUGUGUUAUCUAUUGCAAGAGGCAGUUUAUGGAGAAGAAACCAAGCUGGUCUCUGAGAUCACAAGACAUGCAUUACAAUGGGUCUGAACUGUCUUGUUUUGAUAGACCACGGCUAAAUGAAUACAACCACAGAACAUGCUGCCAGUGCCAGAGAAGCACAUCACAGACCUGUGGGCCUGUUCAUUUGAUUCCUUCACUGUGUUGUGAUGAAACCUGUAGCAUGGAUCACAGCAGUCACAGUUGUGCUUUGCACUCACAGACUACACUUAAUGAAAGGGCUUCUGAUUCCAUUGGAGAAAUGAUUCCUGCCUUCCUUGGUUCUCUUUCACACUCUGCUUGUGGAGACAUUUCGGAUGCUUGGCCUCUGAUGCAGAACUCAGCUUGUUGUGACAGCAUUUCUUUCUGUGAAUCAUAUUCAGAACUGGCUGGAGUCGCUGCAAAAUCCUGCAGUCUGGAGACUGAAAAUGCAACUGCCAUUGAGUCAGAUAAUAGCCAGGAGCUAAGUGAUGUACUUACUUCAGCUAAGUCUCCUCCUGAUGGAAACAUUGCAAAGUCCUUUGAAACAUCCAAGGAUAGAACAUAUAUGGAAGUUUCAUCACUUCAGAACUCAGCUGCUGCUGAAACCGAGCCAAAGACAAAGUGUAAUGGAACAGCAGAUGACUCUACGGACUGAUAAAGAGGUAAGAAAUUCAACUACAAAGAAGGAGUGAGAAUGAGUUCCCCAGGCAUGCAGAGCUAGAUAAAAAUAGAAUUGUGGAGGGUAUAUAGUUAUGUUUCUCCAAAGGUUACACGUAGAUGCUCCUGAAAUAAGUGACAGCACUACAAAAGAUCCAAGUUUCAUGUUUGAAAAUGACUGACUGAAUUUGAAAGGUGUAAUUACUCAGGCUGUAAUGCUGAGCUAAUAUGAACUAGAACACAGGGGUAGGCCUGUACACCAAUAAUUUUUUAUCAAGUUCUAAUUACACUUCAGGGGGAAAAUAUCCAUUAAUAGUCUUAUGACAAAACUAUGAGUGCAAUUAUAUGAGGCUAAUCCUUGUUUAUGUGAAAAUGUCUUUGCUUAUGUUAAACAAAGCAUAAAGGACAUGCAAGCAUUCCUCUAAAAAUAUGCACAAGGCCUUCUGUCAGGUUCUUAAGGAAGUGGCAAGGAAACAGAAGAGAAUCUCAAGCACCUUAAAUGCCAUCUGUAUUCCCAUAUCAUCAGUUUGUCCCUAAAAUAGGAGUACAGCUUAAUCUGUAAAAUCUCAGUGCAAACACAAGUCUCAGGUCAAAAUGAGACAUGGAAAUAAAUGACUGCCUCUAAACAUAACAGUAUAAGCAUCACAGGGAGUCACUGUACUUUGUGAUCUUUAUAUCAUCUUGAAUUUUAGCUGUGAUCUAUUUUGUUUUGUUGUUGUUUGUAAAUGCCUUUUUCUACUAUUGGAAGUAACUUAAAGGCCACGUUGGAUGGGGGCCUGGGCAGCCUGGUCUGGUAUUAAAUGUGGAGGUUGGAGGCCCUGCCUGUAGCAGGGGUUGGAGCUUUGUGAUCCUUGAGGUCCCUUCCAACCCGGGCCAUUCUGUGAUUCUGUGAUUGCAGGAGAGCAGCUCGAAGCUGAUCUGUGAAAGGAUCCCAUGCAUGGCAUGUGUACUGGGGGUGUUAUUCAACCAUUCUACCUGCUGUGUGGGCUGUGGCUGGAAAGCUGCAGUAGUCAGAGGCAGGAACAUUUACCACUAAUAUUAAUAGCAUUAAUAAUCCACCAAAUUUAAUUAAAAAUAUUUGUUACCUGUAAUUAUGAAAAUUUCAGGUCAUCUGCAGAAAUAAAGGACCUUCCUUUGAUCCUCUUCCAUUCAGUUUGCAUGUCAUUUUCAUAUUGUUCUUAAAUAAGAAGUAGAAAGUAAUUAGUAUUUAACAAAAAUAUGCAUAUCCUGGAAGC
Molecule: messenger RNA, 2896 nt
Organism: Tympanuchus pallidicinctus (lesser prairie-chicken)
Lineage: Eukaryota; Metazoa; Chordata; Aves; Galliformes; Phasianidae
Gene: TNFRSF19
Product: TNF receptor superfamily member 19
Exons: 10
Coding region: 427-1659 (410 amino acids)
Biological process (GO): positive regulation of canonical NF-kappaB signal transduction; positive regulation of JNK cascade
Cellular component (GO): plasma membrane
Molecular function (GO): protein binding; signaling receptor activity
Source: RefSeq, a predicted model, not a curated record